Messenger RNA from Lithohypha guttulata, 966 nucleotides. RefSeq lists its product as uncharacterized. Lineage: Eukaryota; Fungi; Ascomycota; Eurotiomycetes; Chaetothyriales; Trichomeriaceae. The coding region runs from base 1 to 966 and encodes 321 amino acids. The record is from RefSeq and is a predicted model, not a curated record. The transcript has 2 exons.
AUGGUUAACUUCAGCCCCGACAAAGAUAUACCAGAUCUUUCUGGCAAAGUCAUUCUCAUUACUGGUGCGAACGUGGGACUCGGCCGCGAGUCUCUUCACCAGCUUGCCAAACACAACCCACGCACGAUCUAUCUGGCAGCUCGAUCAAAGGCCAAAGCAGAUCAGACGAUCAAAGAGAUCAAUGACACCCUGCCAGACACAGCACAAUCGACGAUCAGGUUCCUUGAAUGUGAUCUCACAUCUUUCGAUAGCAUCAAGAAAGCUGCGAAGACCUUUACCAGCGAAAGUGAUAGACUCGACAUCCUCAUGAACAAUGCGGGUAUAAUGGCAUGCCCAGAGGGUCUCACGAACGAGGGCUAUGAGGUACAAUUCGGUACUAACCAUGUUGGCCAUUCUCUACUGAUCAAGCUCUUACUACCGACGUUGCAGAAGACAGCUAAGGAUGCUCCUACUGGCUCAGUGCGCAUUGUCAACCUCAGUAGUGCAGGUGAACAACUUGCUCCCAAACCAGACGGGAUAAAGUUCGACUCACUCAAGACACCCAACUCGGGUGGUCUUAGCACCUGGACUAGGUACGGUCAGAGCAAACUUGCAAACGUCCUGUAUGCACGAGCACUGGCUAAAAGAUAUCCCGAGAUCGUCAGUGUCAGCGUCCAUCCCGGUGUCGUGCAGACAGAGUUGACCCGUGGACCUUUAGCCAGCUACGGUAGCUGGUUGUAUUACCCUACCAAGAUCAUGGCAGCUCUGUUUUGCAAGUCGGUUGCUCAAGGAGCUUUGAACCAAACCUGGGCCGCUGUGGCGCCUGUCGCGAAGCAAGAGGGUGGCCAGGGUGUGAAGAAUGGGACUUUUUAUCAUCCUGUUGGUGUGGCUGGGAAAGACAGUGGGCUUGCUAAAGAUGAGCACGACGUGCUGAGUGACAAGUUAUGGGAAUGGACGGAGAAGGAGUUGAAGGGCCAGGAGUUGUAG